Symbiodinium sp. CCMP2592 is the source of this 723-nucleotide messenger RNA. The record is from the annotation of a GenBank genome assembly. Lineage: Eukaryota; Dinophyceae; Suessiales; Symbiodiniaceae.
AUGGUAUGUCUUUUGCGCAUAGCACCUGACUUGCUAGCAAGCAGGCGCUCGCUGUGCAUGAUGCAGCUGCUCUACCACUCCUUCUGGCUCUCCCCGACUGAGGCAGCAGAGCUGCUGGAGAGAUUCCCGCGCGAGAGCAGCUCCUGGAGUACGGCGCAUCCGGGCGGCAAGGCUGACGAAGGAGGUGCGCGGAGAGUUCAGCAAUGGGGCUUUGCUUUCGACUAUGCGCUUUACGAGCAGGCCCAAGAGACGCCUGGCGUCGUGCCACUGAGGCAUGAAGAUGCCAUGCCGAAGUGGCUGCAGGAAGUUGGCAACCGAGCUUUUGAAGCCCUGGGCUUUCAGAGCCAUCCCAGCCAGGUCAUCGUCAAUGAGUACCUCGAUGGACAGGGCAUUGGGGCACAUGCCGACCACCCGUGCUUCGGGCCCGAGAUCGCCAUCGUGUCCCUGGGCGACCCCAUAGUGAUGAGCUUCUCCAGGCGGCAGGAUCUCCCUGCUUCGGGGCUACAAGAUAUCCCUACAACUUUAGGGGGACAGGGGGACUUCAGCGUUCCCUUGGUCCACGGCUCGCUUCUGGGCCUGUCCGAUGACCUGCGCUGGAACUGGUUGCACAGCAUAGCCCCCAACCAGCGUUUGCAACGCAGAGUCUCGCUUACCUACCGUACCAUCCAGGACUCGGCUCUACAAGCGCUGUGUGAGUCGACCCAGACCCCCAAAGGGAUCUAA